AUGCUCUUCGAUCCCGAUUUCUGGGAUCGCUGCCUCGCUGGCCGGGGCAUGGCGCCGUUGCCUCGAUCAGCCAAUCCAAAGGGCAAACCAGCUCUCGAUAAGCCCUUUGCAAAGCCCUCUACAAAAUCGCGAAUCGUCAUCCCUCUCGCCUCAAAACCUGCCGACUACGUCCCGGGCAGCGGGCCGCCGUUGCAACCGGUAUCGUUACUUCUUCCCGGCGACUCUACUGCCUACAUCGCCGAGCGCCUUUUGCUUCCCUCGCCUGGACUUGCGCCCAAUGGACGGCCUCUACCGAAACGGAUGAUGUACCUCGUUGGGUGGCGCGACCUUCCGGCUGCGAGCAAGCUGGUUCCGGCCAUGCAGGUCCUGGAUUAUGUCUCCCCGCGAACCCUCGAGGACUUUGAAGAACGGUUGGAGCAGGAGUUGGACAACGAAAGGGAGAAAUUGGAAGCAGAGCUCAAGUCAGACCUGGCGGCGCCGCAAAAGGUGAAGAAGAAGAGAGGAAGACCGCCGGCGCACAGCCAGAUAGAGUCUGCAGUUGUCGCUGAGCCGGAAACCGUCGCCCAGGCAAAGUCACGGCAUAAGCCGGGCGCCAUGAGUCUCUCGACCCCCAAAAAGCCAAGAUUGGAGGAGUUUGAGUGGUUGGAGGAGGAAGAAGGAAACCCGUCACGACAGAUUGCUGAGGAGCAGUUUCAGAGCUUGCAUGGCUACCUACCCUUGGAGUAUGAAAUGUCCGAAGACACAGAAAGCCCUCUACCUAGCGAAGCACCGGAAGUCAUGCGAAAUGAUUCGCAAGUAGACACUGUUCCUAUGAAAAUAAAGCAGCCAAAAGUACCACCUAAACCAUCAUCGAUUAUACGACUCAGCACACCACCAAGGGUAAGCAACGGAGGACAGACGUUGGUCAAAACGCACAACUCACCGCAGCCCAACCCAAACUUCAAACAGAGCAGUCAAAUUCAGCAAGGGCCGGAGCUAUCAUCAUUUAUACCAGCGGGAGAGAGCACGAUACCGAAUCCCCCAAUGGUGAUUGCCAGUGAAGAGGGCAAGGCAGCUGCGGGCAAUCCAGCAGCAGCCAAACCAAAGACAUCGAAGAAAAGGCCCAGGUCUGAAGAUGAAACACCAAAGGCCGAGCCUCAAGGAGAAAACCAAGGGGAAACUGACUGGGUUGUGGAGAGAAUUGAAGACGUCGAAUAUUACGAGGUAGAUGGCCGUGGCAUAGUGCGAUACUUUAAAGUCAGUUGGGAAGGUGAUUGGCCACCGGACCAAAAGAGAACAUGGGAGCCCGAAGAAAACAUCCCGGCGAACCUUGUGCGGAACUUCUUCAAGAUAUCCAAAAGCAAACGGAAAAUCAUAGCCAAAUCGGGCACAGGCAAACAGAGCAAUUCCGCCAAGGAACUGAGCAAACCCAAACAAACUGGCCCCAAGAACGGCAUCUCCAAACCGAGCAGCCACAAACGGGGCUCUUUGAAGCAAUCAAAACUGACGUGGCCCGGAAUCUGCAGAAAGUAUAGCAGCGUUAGUGAGGCUUUUGCGGGGGACCAAGACAGCCUCGAUAUGAUGGAUGAGGGCUAUGACGGCGAAGAAGACGAGCUCGCUGGAGAUGGGCAUGACGAAUUCUUUGUCGUCACAGAAGGGGGCGAGAAUGAGCUGCAGAAUCAGAGUGUUUGGCCGACUGCUAACGCUGUAUCGACUGCACUCGGCGUAUUUCGGGGGUUUCAAUGA
Trichoderma breve is the source of this 1725-nucleotide messenger RNA. Its product is annotated as chromo (CHRromatin organization MOdifier) domain-containing protein. The transcript has a single exon. The coding region runs from base 1 to 1725 and encodes 574 amino acids. NCBI's taxonomy places the organism in Eukaryota, Fungi, Ascomycota, Sordariomycetes, Hypocreales, Hypocreaceae. The record is from RefSeq and is a predicted model, not a curated record.